AUGCAUCAUGCUUGGGAGGGCGUUCGCAGUGCACUGGCACAAAAGGUUAUCUUUGAGGAUAUAAACUUUGAAGAUUUUGGUCAACUAGAGGGCAACUGCGGUCCAGACACCGGCACCAAACCGGGGAUGGAAAAUAUCCCUGGAAAGACCUGGUCCAACCCUGUAAUCAAUGCCUGGUCGCUGGUGACAGAACUACCGAUUUUCUUGGCCUCCGUCCGAGCUUGA
Cordyceps militaris CM01 is the source of this 225-nucleotide messenger RNA. RefSeq lists its product as uncharacterized. The record is from RefSeq and is a predicted model, not a curated record. Bases 1 to 225 code for a protein of 74 amino acids. NCBI's taxonomy places the organism in Eukaryota, Fungi, Ascomycota, Sordariomycetes, Hypocreales, Cordycipitaceae. The transcript is spliced from 2 exons.